ACGGUGCAAAAAGACACACACGCGCGCGUGUAAGACAAAAUGGGAGCGAAGGGUAGCGUAGAGGCUGCCAAGAUGAACGCCGAUGGCUGGGGCCACUUCGAGCGUGGCAGCCGUCACUACAGCCACAGACAUAAUCAGCGGUCCCAGUCGUUGAACCGAGGCCAAGCUCUUUCGCGAGCCGAUGUCAGUGGGAUGUGGUGACAGCAAGGAACCUCAGGAGGACAGGCUGGGUGCCCAAGUUG
Molecule: messenger RNA, 242 nt
Organism: Anopheles maculipalpis
Lineage: Eukaryota; Metazoa; Arthropoda; Insecta; Diptera; Culicidae
Exons: 3
Coding region: 40-201 (53 amino acids)
Source: RefSeq, a predicted model, not a curated record